AUGUCUUCAUAUUUUUCGUGGACCGGUGUUACGAGAGCAUGCACAAGACAGCCUAAAGUCGUAUAUUCAAAGAGCGGUCGCAAGCGAAGGGAUGGACGAAGCUGUUCCCUGCGAAGUAAAGUGAUUAAAAUGGAUUGCCGUAAAGAUCUGUCAUUGUUAGAUGCGUCGAAGUUUGGGGGUGCAGAGAUAAUUGUCCUUGAUCUACCUAAGGUAAAUGAUUUUCCACAAGUUAGCACCGAUUUCAAGCCAUAGCUAUAGUGUUAAUUCAAUUGUCCAAUAUUUAAAGAUUGCUACCCAUGUGCAAGUGAAGGACCUUGAAUGAGUAAUAAAAAGCUAGUUUGAUGAUUCAGUACGUGAUUUACUGAGAGGUUUUCAUGUUGUAGAUAUUGGAUGUCUCGCAAUAUCUUCGCUGAAUUGUCCAUUGUCUUUCUCUUGUUUGUUGGGUUAUUGCAUCCUUUUGUCCUAAUUUUCUGACCAAAGGACAUUAAUGCACAGUGCGAUUUGCUUCUAUUAAUUUUUUUCUGCAUUUAUUAGACUUGGACUGAGGAAGAUGUGACAAAAUUCAUUCGCACAAUGAAAAGCAUAAAUUUUAGAAAAAGUGUUACAGAAUGCCGAUUUGUGUUGUUUCCAACCUCCUCCCCAAAUGAUGUCAUACUGCAACAACUGGAUGUCGCCAAGUGCGCACUUGCUGCACUGAAGAUUGAUUGGGAUAUGGGAUAUUUCCAUAACCCAAGUUGUGCUGCCAAAGGUUUGUUUAACUACUAAUAUCGUUAUUUAAGCUAACAGUAGAGUGUAUCUUCAGUGCUCCCACUGUGGAUUUGACCGGUUUUAAUAUAUACUACCUUUUUCCUCCCGUAGAAAGUGUUUCAAUAUCCAAGACAGUGGUGCCGUUCAUGGUCACCAGAAUGUCCAAAACGUCCCGCAUGUUAACGGUGAAUGAUCUUUUCAGUGUUGAUGGUGAGCAAAUGGUGAAAGAGAAAGAUAAUGGCGAAGUAUACGAACGUCAGAAGCCGGUAAAACUAUAUUCUUCUUUAUUAGAAUUGUUUAUUCCGGACAAAUCUCUACAUGUCUUGGAUGCAUGUAGUGGGGCUGGAUCAUGUGCUGUUGCAUGCAAUGCAAUAAUAUUAACUAACUACAUCAUGAAUAUAUAUAGUGUGCUCCGUUUGGCAGAUUUGUGGUUUGUUUACAUUUUGACUUCAAGGACAAUGGCAACAAAAAUUUUUAUUGGCUAUUUCAAUCCAACUUGACGACCUAACUAUGAAAAUAUUAUCAUUUCCUUCUCGAACAUUUUAGUCUACGAGAAAAAUGCAUGCAAACUUUGUGUUUCGCCGCCAUCUUGGAAAAUAUUUUUGGAAAAUUAUCUCGAACUUUGUGACGUUAUUAGAUGGGUAGCACUAAAACUACAAGAGAGAAUUAUAUUGCGUGCGUGUUAUGUUAGCUAAAAAUAUGUCGUUUUUGAGCGUUAUACUGGCAAACACUCUUCGCAAUUCUACAUUAUCAGAUAAAAACAUAUCGAGCGACUGGGAAAGGCAAGGAAUGUCAAAGUGCACUACGCGUGAUAAUACUCGGUAUUGUUUAUAGUCAUGAAAUUGUGUUUACCCAUCUAAUGACGUCACAUAAUGUAUGUUGUGGCAUAAAUUGACCACUUGCGUAAUAGACUAAAUUUUGAUCUAUACAAAAAUUUCAUCACAUGCAGCUUGAAAGAGCAUCACAAAAUUAGUAAUAUUCCAAAGUUUCGUUGCGAAAUGUUAUAAAAUGCGGAUAAUAUAGCCUUGCGAAGUUUGCAAUUUUCAGUCAUUUUAGAAUACUAACGGAAAAUUGACAGCCCAAUACCCUUUGAGGCUGUCAAUUUCCCGUUUGUAAUCUAAAAUGACUGAAAAUUGCGAACUUCGCAAGGCCAUAUUCGCAUUUUACAACAUUUCGCAACGAAACUUUGGAAUAUUACUAAUUUUGUGAUGCUCUUUCAAGCUAUGAUGAAAUUUUUGUCUAGGCUUGUUUAGAUCAAAAUUUAGUCUAUUACGAAAAUGGUCAAUUAGCAUACACGUUUAUUUUCAAAAUGGCGGACAACUGUUGAACUUUUUGUUAAAUUUUCUCAACAACUAAACGCGACAAACCGGCAAAAAUAUGAAAUUAAAUAUUCCAUAAGUAUACCUAAUAGAUAUAAGUAAUAAACAUUUUGGUUGCCAAUGUCCUUUAACUGCCUCUAUAAGUUUAUUACGUGAACAAAUUAAUAUUGCAUGUAUCAAGUCCUGUUAUAGAUGUUGUUUCAAUAUUAAUUAGUCAAAAUUAAAAUAUUCAGAUUUUCAACUUGUGUUUGAUUCAAAUAAAUUAAGGCAAUCUCUAAAUUUCUUCAUGCCAACUGUUUUUUAAUGUCUUUAAUCUUUAUUGCAAAAGUUUGGUUUGAAUAUAUUCACGCGAAAAGAUUGGUUUCAAUAUUUCACACCAACGUUUUGCUUUGAUUAUUAUUAGUUUGACACCGUGCAAUUUGGUAUGAAUAUUGUCACGCCAUGAUUUUCGUCUGAAUAUUUUCACUUCAUAUUUUAGUCUGAAUAUUUUCACGCCAAAAUUUUGGUCUGA
Messenger RNA from Paramuricea clavata, 2577 nucleotides. Lineage: Eukaryota; Metazoa; Cnidaria; Anthozoa; Malacalcyonacea; Plexauridae. The record is from the annotation of a GenBank genome assembly.